Amoebophrya sp. A25 is the source of this 1380-nucleotide messenger RNA. Lineage: Eukaryota; Dinophyceae; Syndiniales; Amoebophryaceae. The record is from the annotation of a GenBank genome assembly.
CUGCUGGGAUAACGAAGAGAAAACAUGUAGAGAGCCAACAACUGAUCUAUUAACGUGAAUUCUGCUAGUUCUAACAUUCGUCUCAUCUUCACUAGCCCCCUGUUGUGGUUCCCCAGGGGAAGGAUACGAUAGGUACCAGAGAGACCUGCGAGACAAAACACACGCACAGACAUGCUUGAACAGGCGCCACAAUUAAGCAAAAGGCUAGGAAGUGUCAGCCUUGGCGGGGCGACGUCGGGCGUGUUGCCGCGGGGCGGCAAGCCUUAUGAAUGCGCGCCGCUUGCUUCCGGAUCCGGAGGAUAUGCGGCCGCCUGGCAGGGGUGGAAGCGCCUGCGGGCCUAUCUUCAAGCGGAAGGCAUAAGCAGGCACAUGCCGCGCCUUGGGGGUUUGUUCGUUGCUGGGACCUGAGGCAGAAGUCAGAGGCCACGCCGGUUCGCGGGGGUUCAGAGGUGUAGGGCGUUGCCCGUGGAGCUCUGCGCGGCAAGCAUGCAAGUGACGCGACUGCACGCAAGCAAGCGGCGCGACUGCAUGAGGCCGCCGCCUCGCACCAUCGAGCAGCGUGAGCCACGGGCUUGGGUGAGGAGAGCGCGGCGCCAACGCGGACGCGUUAAGUUUCAAAAGUCAUAGCCUAACAGCGAGGGCUCAGGGCUGGGGGGAGAGGAGAGCGGGGCACCAAAGUACUCGGGCGCUUUAAUUUUCAAAAUUCAUUUCAAAAUUCACGCCCUACUCCUAACUUUCAGGAUCGACUCAGAUUCUAGCUUUCGCAAUUCAUGUCUUAACUGUCAGAAUUCAUGCCUUAACUUUCAGCAUUUAUGGCCUAACUUUCACAAUUCAUCAUCAUCUCCUAACGUUCGAGGUUCGGCAAUGUCCUAGCCCUAGGUAACUAAACUUUCGAAACACAUCCUAACUUUUGCAGUUUUUUCAUGUCCUAACUACUUUCACAAUGAAUGCAUGCCCUAACUUUCGCAGUUCACGUCUUAACCCUCAAAGUAAGUUCACGCUGCGCGUUUUUGCGGUGUUGUCUCCGCGUGUCUUGGGCUUCAAAAUUCUAAGUCAAAUCUCAAUUCAAAAUCAAACUUCAAAACUUAACCUCUAAAUGAAAAGUUAAAUAUAUUCAAAAAUCAAAACCAAGGCAAAACUUUACAAGUAAAGCGAUUUUUUUCGUCUAUCAUUAAGUCGCGUCCUAUCAUUCUGCUGGAACUGGAAGUGGAAAGGUGGCAAGGUGUAUUCGGGAACAUACACAUAGGUGCGAUAUUUUUAUUUUUUCCUCUGAUUCUGACUGUCUAUUUGCUGGUGCUUUGUAAUUAAGAAACAGAGUCAGUGGUGUGGAAAAAUGGUUGAUAUUUUUGACGCUGAGUAUCAUUAUCAAGGAUUAUCGAU